Mytilus californianus (California mussel) is the source of this 2134-nucleotide messenger RNA. RefSeq lists its product as uncharacterized. Lineage: Eukaryota; Metazoa; Mollusca; Bivalvia; Mytilida; Mytilidae. The record is from RefSeq and is a predicted model, not a curated record. The coding region runs from base 21 to 2045 and encodes 674 amino acids. The transcript has 2 exons.
GGUUCGGAGAUGAUGCAGUGAUGCAAACCGAGCAUUUUGAAAAGCAACAAACAUUUAAUACACAACAAGGAGAAAUCGUGACACCAAAAACAUUCUUUGUACAAAUACCCUCUGGUAAAAAGUACCAUUCCUAUACCGAGGAAACCUUUAAGCAGACCCAUGAUAAGACAACAACUGAUUCAAGUUUUAAAUCGAAUAAUACAGACAUUCUUUUAUCUAAACCCCUGGCUGUAUUAAACAUUCUUCCAGACAGACUGUCGAAUGAAUAUACGACAUCAACAGAUAUUCCAUUAGAAUCUGAAUUAACAACACGCAUUGGCAAAUCUGUCUCUUCGAAACAUACCUUUCAACGCGAAAUACAAGCAUUGUACGAACAAGCAUAUUCUAGCAAACUAAAACAAACUACGAUACAGCCACAUGUGUCAAAAUAUCUAGACCCAGUAUCUACCACUACAACGGUCGAACCUCUGAAAUAUACCGACACGACACAAGAUAUUAACAUUCGUGUAUCAAACAACAAAACCAUUGAUCAGGAGGCUGUGAAUGUCGUAGGUCAGCCUCCAGUUGAGUCUGGGAACAACUUACAUUUUAUAGAAACGCCUCUAAAAGAUGUCAGUGUUACUACCUAUUCAGCGACGCCAACUACAUCUGUACUCAAAGGUGAAACUAAAAUUUACCAAGAUGUAAGUGUUAUUACCCAUUCAACGUUGCCAACCACAUCUACAUCCGAAGAUGAAGCUGGAACGGAUAUCCGUGUUACUACCGAUUCAACGUUGCCUACCACAUCUAGAUUUCAAGAUGAAGCUAAAACUUACCAAGAUAUCCGGGUUACUACCGAUUCAACGUUGCCUACCACAUCUAGAUUUCAAGGUGAAACUAAAACUUUCCAAGAUGCCAUCCAACUUUUAAGAGUCAAAUUUAAAGACACAACAGACACAUCUGUUACAAUUCGAUCACCAUCCUCUGUUGAAAAUGAUUGGCUUAAAGUUGUGAGACACGGCUUUGAUUUACAGUCAGCAAUGGGAACCUCAUAUGAUGACGUCAAGAAAUACGUCACCUCAACUCAGUCGCCUCACCUCAACCCAGUCUCCUCAACCCAGUCGCCGCACAAUACAACAAUUAACGAUUAUGAUCCUUAUACCGAAUUGAAUGGAAGUAAUGAUCGAACUAGUUAUCAAAAUUAUUAUGGUUCUUAUAACGAAUUAUAUGCACAUAAUUAUCAAAAUGAGGGUCAACAUACUUAUCAAAACGAGGGGCAAUAUAAUUAUCAAAAUGAAGGUCAGCAUAAUUAUCAAAAUGAGGGCCAAUAUAAUUAUCAAAAUGAAGGUCAACACAAUUAUCAAAAUGAGGGCCAAUAUAAUUAUCAAAAUGAUGGUCGUAAUAAUUAUGGCUCGUAUCCUGAAUUUAAUGGAAAUUAUAAAAGAAAUGGUGGCCAAGAUAAUAAAGUGAUGUAUGGUUACAUAGAAAACUCCUAUAAUGACAUAACUACGGAAUCGUCGGUUGAUACAACAACCACAAAGAAACGUGCAUAUAAGUUUAAAUGGAGACCUGGCGUUCCAUAUUCAUUCCAGUCAGACACUUUGCCAAGUAAUCAAGACAAAAAUGAUCCAGUAUUCAGCGAACGAGUAUCUAUUGCCAAAAUACCAACGAAACAAAUAACAGAAUCCACUUUAGAUUUACAAAGAUUACCGACUGAUUUUAUUCAGGACAACGGACAAGAUUACAGUAGCAAAGACCAAAUUCAACUCAAUGUGCAAUAUGAACAAUUAACAAAACCUUCAGAUGCCAUUUCAACGUUAACUAGUUACAAAGAAGAAAUGUCCUUGAAACUACCGGAUAUUAAGGAUAUGUCCGUACAAGAAAAUAAAAAAAUUAAGCGUGAAGAGGCAAUCAAAAUUGUUGAUAAAAGAAUUCUUCAGUUAAAGAAAAUUGCAGCAUUAAAAUUAAUACGACAGAAAUUAUUACUUACAAAAUUACAAAAAUUGAAAAAUAACCCGUUAGCCCUUAAAAAAGCAAUUUCAAUAAUUAAGUCAAACCGAGAUUAACAAAAAGGUGUAUGAUAAAUCUUAUGUAAUGUUGUUAUUUAAUUUAUUUAUGUACAUUUGAAGGAAAAAUAAAAUUGUAUCUUCUUCUC